This is a messenger RNA of Exophiala oligosperma, 2891 nucleotides long. RefSeq lists its product as uncharacterized. The coding region runs from base 172 to 2769 and encodes 865 amino acids. Gene Ontology annotation, molecular function: protein dimerization activity. The record is from RefSeq and is a predicted model, not a curated record. Gene Ontology annotation, biological process: SREBP signaling pathway; positive regulation of transcription by RNA polymerase II. Lineage: Eukaryota; Fungi; Ascomycota; Eurotiomycetes; Chaetothyriales; Herpotrichiellaceae. The transcript has a single exon.
CUUGAUAAUAUGCUUGUCGCCUCCUUCCUAUAUCUUCAAUGCUCAAGGUUCUCGACGACACCAUUUAAAUCGACCAAGAUCCCUCGAUAAAUUAGUCCGCCACAUCUAGCAGAAUGCCUUGUGUUUUACGCGUUGCAUAAAUCAUCGCCAUCCUCGCCCACCUUACAUGCCAUGGAACCGCAACUCGACGUUACCUCAGCAGGUCGCGACUUCGACAACUGGCUUGACUGGAAUGCCGCAACCACCUCCGCGGGCACUGCUACAGAUGUAAAGCCUACAGUCCACCCAGAUCAGGUCUUCCACCUUCCCAUCUCUCCUUCCUCGACCGUCAACAGCGACCUGCACCCCUCCCUGAAAACAGACCUUCUCACCGCUCAUCCACACCACGACCUCUUGACCCCUCAACACAGCUCCUCUUCACCAGAGUCACGGUCCAGCAUCGACCUGAGACUCAGCGGGGAUACGCUACGCGAGCAAACAUCGCCGAAUGAACGCCCAAUGCUGAAGCGGAAGUUGUCUCCCUCCGAUGUGCCAACCACCGACCACCAUAACGAGGUAACUCCUGCUGCGAAGAAACGCCCACACAACGUGAUCGAGAAGAGAUACCGAGCCAAUCUAAACGAGAAGAUCUCGGAAUUAAGAGACAGCGUCCCAAGUCUACGGAUCACCAAGAAAAAGGCGACGGAUGUAUCAACUGCGGAUUCGGACGAGGAAGACUUGGAAGGCCUCGCACCCAGCAAUAAGCUCAAUAAAGCCUCGAUCCUGACCAAGGCUGUAGAAUACAUCCGGCACCUUGAGUUCCGUACGAGGCGGCUGGAGGAGGAAAACAAAUCGUUGAAAGAACGACUCGAAACACUCGACAAAGUCAUCGCACAGGGUGGUCACGACGCCCAAAGAGCUGCUGCAUUCACGAGUGAUACAAUCAUUGAAGAGUCUCCAGCCAUCUCACAGGUCGACUCCCCUUCAGAAAACCGAGCCAGCUCUUCGAAUCCACCUCAGGGAUUGAUCCCCAUUCCUGACAGUUGGCGAAAGCUACGUCAAAAUCAGUCGCAGGAGCACUAUGGUCAUGUUUACGAUUCAGAUCGGUCCAAAUAUCGUGGCAAAUGGCCAACAAGGAUCAUGUUGGGAUCAUUGGCUGGGCUCAUGAUUAUGGAUGGACUGGCAGAGUCCGACACUGGCACGGAAUCACGAGAAAAAGGUCUAUUCGGCAUUCCUUUGGAACUUCUAGAUGGUUGGAAAUUUCUGCAGUCUCCCAGAAUUUACCUUGCUGCCUUCAGCCAGUUCUGUCAGACCGGAGGUGUCAUUCCGUUGAUCAAAGGCUUCAUGGCUUUGACAAUACUGGCUUUUCUGGUCUUCUCAUAUCUUUUCAACUCCAAGCCAGCGCCAAAGGAAGACAUUGAAGAGGCUUCAUCGCGGACUCGAAUAACACCGGCGCCUGCUUCACCGAUCCAGGUCAGACGUCGGGCCUGGAGCACCAGCAUGCAGGAGCUUCACCUUCCUCACCAUAGCUUCUUCCCGGAAUGGGUUGCUCUCACUUCCGAGUGGCUCAGGUACACUGUCGGUUACCUAUUCGGAAGUCGGGCAUACGCUUGGCUGACCGGGCGAAGUGCAGAAGAUGACGUGGCUCGCAUCAAAGCCUGGGACAUCGCGAUUGACGCUCAAUUGGCAGGCGGAGACGUCGAAGUGAGUCGCAGCAGAGUGGUCUUGACUAUCUUCGGGUCAGGCACUUUACCAAAGACUCCUCUGCGGCUGAUGCUCAAAGCACUCCAUUGUCGGGUGUUGUUGUGGAACGUGGGCUCACUCGGAACGGCUACUCACCGAAUCGCUAACCGUGUCGGGCAAUUUUUCGCCAAUUGGCAGUGGACAAGAGCUCAAGGGUUGCACGAAAAGUUACCCCUGCGUGAUGCCGAUCGAUUACCGCCGUAUCUAUCAGAGAUGCUUAAUCUGCCGUGCAACGAAGUCUUCCUUGACACCGUCUGCCAAAGGGCCUACAAUCUGAUGUACGAUCGGCCGACGCAAGAAGAAUCUUCCAAUGCCUUGAUGAAUGUGGUGGUCGAGGAUCAUGCUGUGCGGUCCCCGCUGGACGCAGUUGCAGCAUGGCGAUCUACAUAUUCCUUGACACAGGCACUUGAAAACGUCUUGCGUUCCCCUGAGCCAAGCGAGAUGGUGCGGAGGCAUCUCACUGAAGCCAUGAAAUUGGCCCCGCCCGGCUCCGCGGCCGAGACACGGGCCCUGGCAGCAAGCUCAAUCUUCAGCACCACUGCCCGGAGUGCAUGCUUUGUCCGUGCCUCCGAAUCGAUGGAAGCUCCUUCACCCAACGCGCAGUUUGAGCGGCCUCCUUACAUUAUUGAUUCAUCGACGCCGUCAUCAGCAAGAAGCGAUAUCUUGAACUGUUUACACUGCGCUAGGACUUUGCAAAUACUUGAUUAUGAGCAGAACGAGAAAAAAGCCAGAACACAUUUCUCUUCCAAGGCUCUUGACAACGUGAACGUUGGUCUUUUAACUAAGGCUGCUUUAGCUUAUCUUCACCAGCGGCUGCCUGAGGUCCAGUUACCAGUACUUACUGCUGGUAAAGACGAGGUCCGCCUCCUCCCAAACGAUCAAGAGUCCUCGGCUGACCUGUUUGCACAAAGCAAGUUGAGACGAUACAGCAGCUAUAGUAAUGACACUGGCUAUGAAAGCCAGGAUGACUCCUUAUCUUCAUGGGGGUUUGAAAAAUAUACAAACGAGCAAGGCUCGCCGGCGUUAGGGAAUGAAUUUGUGGUUUAAAAGCCGGAAUUGGCAGCGAGAACACAGCAGAUAUCAGGCGUCUACUAGUCUCUUCCAACGCAUCUUUAAACAAUCAAUGAUGAUCAUCAUGAGCACAAAGCAUGAGAAUGCUCCGAAACCAU